AGCCGACAAACAUAGUCCGUUUUUUACUGAUAAUAUACCCGAAAGAAAAAACAACUAUGAAAUUAGCGUUUCGAAACGCUUACUUUUCCCUCUCCUCUCGCUCCUUAAACCCUAACCCAAACCUCCCGUUACUUCCAUUCCUUCUCCGUAGGGUUUCCGAUUCCGUCGCACCUCCCUCUCUCCGCCGUCUCGUAAUGGAGACUCCGUGCUCCGCGUCCAUGGCGGUAGGUGAAAGUGAAUCCCACGCGCCGCUGUCGUCCCCUCCGCUGGAGAAGCAGUUCGAGGGCUUUUGCGUCCAGCUGGACGAGUCCGGCGUCCUGCGCGAGCGCAUCCGAGCCGUCGUGAUGGAGAUCGAGUCCACCACCAGGCUCAUGCACGCCGGCCUCCUCCUCGUUCACCAAGCUCGGCCGUCUCCUGAGGUUCUGGAGAGGCCGAAGGCUCAGAUCGGAGUGUUGAAGGAGCUCUACAAUCGGCUCGCUGAAAUUCUCCGCGAAUGUCCCGCGCAGUAUUACAGGUAUCAUGGUGAUUGGAGAGGCGAGACUCAGACAGUGGUUUCGUUGCUUGCUUUUAUGCACUGGUUAGAAACUGGAAAUCUUCUGUUGCACACUGAAGCCCAGGAAAAGCUUGGAUUGAACAAUUUGGACUUUGGUUUGGAUGUUGAAGACUACCUUAUUGGUAUUUGUUUUAUGUCAAGUGAAUUGCCUAGGUUUGUGGUAAACCAAGUGACAGCAGGGGACUAUGAUUGCCCAAGAAAGGUUUUGAAGUUCAUGACAGAACUCCAUGCAGCUUUCCGGAUGCUUAAUCUUCGCAAUGAUUUCCUGCGCAAGAAAUUCGAUGGUAUGAAGUAUGACUUAAGAAGAGUUGAAGAAGUUUACUAUGAUGUUAAGAUCCGAGGUUUAACGGCCAAUGAUGACUCAACGGGAGACACAACAAACCAAGAACAACCACAGGGACUUGUGUAAACUACCUCUUGGUUCAUCUUUGUUACCUUUUGGUUCAGAAAUACUGCUCUUUUUAAGAAACAGAAGUGACCCAAAAGGUUUGAUCUCAAAUUUUCAAAGCAUCUAUGUAACAACCCUUUAGCACGGUUGAGAGAGUUGAGUUCUAAACAAAAAGAGAAGCUUACUCAAGUCUUUGUUGAGAGAGUUGAGUUCUAAACAAAAAGAGAAGCUUACUCAAGUCUUUGUUGAGAGAGUUGAGUUCUAAACAAAAAGAGAAGCUUACUCAAGUCUUUGUUGAGAGAGUUGAGUUCUAAACAAAAAGAGAAGCUUACUCAAGUCUUUGUACAAAUCAAUUUUACUAUUCCUUUUUUAAAUUUCUAUUUGUUGCCAUUACUUUUCACUGGUCAAGAAAAAAUGACUUUUUCUUCUUUGCGUCUUACCAACUUGUUGCGUUGGGAAGUAGUGUUUUCUUUACAAAUUUGCCCUUUGAAACAAGGCCCUUCAGUACAACUGGAACGCAUAAGAGGAAAGUGGUCAUAAUUUUCCUGAAAUCUUUACCCGUCACAUCCAGAGAUCUCAAUCGUUUACUCAUCCAACCAAUGGGGUGAGAGAGAGUUUGACAUUACUGAUGUUCACCAAACUUUAAUCAUCACUUAUUUAAUGUUAAACUAAUGUUCAUGCUAAUAUAUGUAUUGAUUUGAUCGUAUUUACCGAGUAUUGGAAUCUUUGGUUGUCAAAGGCGUACAAUUCAUUAGCCUUUAAUCUUGUACCCGAAGGCAAGGUCUCUAUUUGAUAAGAGAUGCUUUGAUUCCAUGGUGAUUAUCAGU
Molecule: messenger RNA, 1768 nt
Organism: Morus notabilis
Lineage: Eukaryota; Viridiplantae; Streptophyta; Magnoliopsida; Rosales; Moraceae
Product: translin
Exons: 7
Coding region: 57-962 (301 amino acids)
Biological process (GO): RNA metabolic process
Cellular component (GO): nucleus; cytoplasm
Molecular function (GO): single-stranded DNA binding; sequence-specific DNA binding; RNA binding
Source: RefSeq, a predicted model, not a curated record